CAAAAUGUUUUACGAAAAUAUAAACGGCAAAGAGUAAAUAAGCGGACUGGGUUGCCGCAGGGCGUUGGGGGCAGACCGACCCUAAAAUGGAAACGCGCCCGUAUCUGAUCUACAUUUAAUUACUAGCAAGCACGUGUAAUUUGACUACAUACAAUUUUAAACGCAGCUGGUGUUCCUACUCAGCACAGUAUAGCUGGAGCCGGGUAACACAAUGGUUCUCCUAACGUCUCUCUGGCGGACAAUAACCCAUACUAAAGCCUUGGAGGACUCCAGUGGCGAAAUAGAAACUACAUUUUUUGAGUCCUUAUAUCGCAUCACUUAUAUAGCAGGGUUGUCGAACUCGGACCAUAGCUUCUUCUACAAGCUCUACAGCAACACCGUGAAGCUAAUAAUAGCAACGUUCAUAAUGGGGGAGGUGUUGUACAUGAUCACCAUCGUGUCCUCGCUGGACAUCGCCAUCGAGCAGAUGAAUGCCAUCCUCAUACUGUUGAUGGCUGUGUUUCGGUAUAAGUACAUGCGAAUGCACGAGCCCGUCUAUAAGAAAUUGGCAACAUCCAUGCAAUUCUCAAACUUGGACACGUCGACACCCGCGAGGAAGGCGCUGGUGGAGUACUGGACGGAGAGGAGCGAAACAUACUUGAAGCUUAUGGUGGGAUUGGGCAGUGUGACACUAGCAAUAUGGGAUGUUUACCCUUUGGUGGACGACAUAGAUUACAAUCUAAACGUGGGACUGUGGCUAGGCGUGGACUUCAGCAGGCCCUCGCGGUAUCCCAUCGCGUACACCUUGAACAUCGUCGCCUUCCACUGUGCUGGCAUGUUCAUAAUGGUCAACGAUACCAUCAUGCAGACGCACCUCAUACACCUCGUCUGCCAGUACACAGUUCUGGCUGACUGCUUCGAGAAUAUUAUAGUCGAUUGCGAGAAGGACUUUGAAGGUUUAAGCAGAGACCAACUUGUUCGUGACAGCCGCUUCAGAGAAGUCUACAUUUUCCGUCUGGGCCUCCUGGUUGAACAACACAAAAAUAUUUUGAUGCACACUAUGGAGCUCCGUAAGACCAUAAGCCUGCCGAUGUUGGGACAGAUGGCAGCAAGCGCCAUGCAAAUUUGUUUCUCGGGUUAUCAAGUCGCGACGACAUUGACCGUUAGUCUCACCAAAUUCUCCAUGAGUCUGCUGUUCCUUGGAUACAACUCGUUCGAACUGUUCGUCCUCUGUCGAUGGUGCAAUGAGAUUAAAAUUCAGAGCGAGAACAUCAGCUACGCGAUGUACUGCUCGGGCUGGGAGUGCGGCGUGGCCACCAUGGCAGGAGUGCGCGCGCGCCUCAUGCUGGUGGUCACGCGGGCCUCCAAGCCGCUCGUGCUCACUGCGGGCGGCAUCACAGACCUAUCGCUCGAAUCCUACUUUAACUUGGUGAAGACUUCAUACAGUGCUCUUACAGUUUUACUUCGCCUGCGUCACGAGUAAACACCAGAUUUACAAAAAUUUAAGCGUAGCUAAAGCUUAAACAGCGUGUAGCACAUUCCCCU
Molecule: messenger RNA, 1524 nt
Organism: Cydia strobilella
Lineage: Eukaryota; Metazoa; Arthropoda; Insecta; Lepidoptera; Tortricidae
Product: odorant receptor 94a-like
Exons: 9
Coding region: 212-1462 (416 amino acids)
Biological process (GO): sensory perception of smell; detection of chemical stimulus involved in sensory perception of smell
Cellular component (GO): plasma membrane
Molecular function (GO): olfactory receptor activity; odorant binding
Source: RefSeq, a predicted model, not a curated record